Salvelinus namaycush (lake trout) is the source of this 3992-nucleotide messenger RNA. Its product is annotated as adenylate cyclase type 3-like. Gene Ontology annotation, cellular component: plasma membrane. The transcript is spliced from 21 exons. The record is from RefSeq and is a predicted model, not a curated record. Gene Ontology annotation, biological process: cAMP biosynthetic process; intracellular signal transduction; adenylate cyclase-activating G protein-coupled receptor signaling pathway. The coding region runs from base 1 to 3396 and encodes 1131 amino acids. NCBI's taxonomy places the organism in Eukaryota, Metazoa, Chordata, Actinopteri, Salmoniformes, Salmonidae. Gene Ontology annotation, molecular function: adenylate cyclase activity.
AUGCCUCGCAACCGGGCCUUCUCGGAGCCUGAGUACUCAGCAGAGUAUUCGGCGGACUGCUCUGUGACCCUACCAUCGGACCCGGGCCAGGCCGUGGGGCGCACGCACGAGGUAAUGGUUCGCAGCCAAGGGUGCUGCCUCUGCCUCCCACGCUUCAUGCGUCUCACUUUUGCACCCGAGUCUCUGGAGAACCUCUAUCAGACCUAUUUCCGCCGGCAGCGACACGAAACCCUGCUGGUUUUGGUUGUGUUUGCUGCCCUGUUUGACAGCUACAUCAUUGUCAUGUGCGCUGUGGUCUACACAGAUGAAAAGCUGGCCUCUGUGGUGGUGGCAUCAGUAGGCCUGGCAUCCGACAUCCUACUCUAUGUGUUGUGCUGCUACGGCCUGCUACCCGACCGCAUCUCGCGACGUGUGGUGCCCUACGCCCUGUGGGUGCUCAUAGCGGCCCAGAUCUUCUGCUACCUGGGCCUGAACUAUGCCCGCUUCCACCAGGCCAGUGACACAGUGGGCUGGCAGGCCUUCUUUAGCUUCUCCUUCUUCCUGACACUGCCCUUGCGGCUCACGCCCAUUGUGCUGAUCACAUCCGUGUCGUGCGGGGUCCACACCCUGGUGCUGGGGGUCACCAUUGCACAGCAGCAGCAGGAGGAUAUCCAGGGGGCUGCCCUCGGGAGACAGCUGCUGGCCAACGUAGUGAUCUAUGUGUGUGCCAUCACUGUGGGCGUCAUGUCCUACUACAUGGCAGACCGGAAACACCGCAAGGCCUUCCUGGAAGCACGGCAGUCCCUGGAGGUCAAACUCAAUCUGGAGGAACAGAGCCAGCAACAGGAGCGUCUCUUGCUGUCCAUCCUGCCCAAGCAUAUAGCAGACGAGAUGUUACAGGACAUGAAGAAGAAAGAAGCCAGUCAAACAGGACAGAAGGAGAAGCAGCAGUUCAACACCAUGUACAUGUAUCGCCAUGAAAACGUCAGUAUUUUGUUUGCAGACAUUGUGGGAUUCACUCAGCUGUCAUCAUCAUGCAGUGCCCAUGAGCUGGUCAAGCUCCUCAAUGAACUGUUUGCCCGCUUUGACAAGCUGGCUGCCAAAUACCACCAGUUGAGAAUAAAGAUCCUGGGCGACUGUUACUACUGCAUCUGUGGCCUGCCAGACUACAGAGAGGACCACGCUGCCUGCUCCAUCAUGAUGGGCCUGGCCAUGGUGGAGGCCAUUUCGUAUGUUCGUGAGAAGACCGGGACAGAUGUGGACAUGCGUGUGGGGGUACACACUGGCACUGUCCUGGGGGGCGUCCUGGGACAGAAGCGGUGGCAGUAUGACGUCUGGUCCACUGACGUCACCGUGGCCAAUAAGAUGGAGGCGGGAGGAAUACCGGGGCGUGUGCACAUCUCCCAGGCCACCAUGGAGUGUCUGCACGGGGAGUUUGAUAUGGAGCCGGGAAACGGCGGCGACCGCUGUGAGUACCUGAAGGAGAGGGGCAUCGACUCCUACCUGGUGGUGGUGCCCAAGGGCCCCCUGGGAAAGAGCGGCAUCAACGGGGUGAAGUUGUCUGUGAUGUCGUCCAAUGGGAACUCUCCAUUGUUGAUCAACACCACUGAGUGUAAUGGGAGUGUCCACACAGCCUGCACCACACCAGACGAGCCAGAGGAGCUGGACACACGGGUGGUGAACCCUUCGUUCCCCAACCCUCGGCGGAGGCUAAGACUGCGGGACCUGGCCGAGAGGGUGAUUGAUGCCCAAGAGAACGAACAGGAGCUCAACAAACUGCUCAAUGAGGCACUGCUGGAGAGAGAGACCGUACAAGCUCUGAAGGGGAAACGCACCAACCGUCUGUCCCUGCGCUUUGUGGACCCUGAGCUGGAGACCCGCUACUCCGUAGAAAAGGAGAAGCAGAGCGGAGCUGCCUUCAGCUGCUCCUGUGUUGUGCUCCUGUUCACUGCAGCCAUGGAGGUCCUCGUAGACCCUCGGAUGAUAGCAAACUACGUGACCCUAGCUGUGGGAGAGGUCCUGCUGCUCAUCCUAACUGUCUGCUCUCUGGCGGCCAUCUUCCCUCGAGUUUUCCCUAAGAGGCUGGUGUCUUUCUCCACAUGGAUCGACCACACCCGCUGGGCACGGAACACAUGGGCCAUGGCAGCAAUCUUCAUCCUCACCAUGGCCGACAUUGUGGACAUGCUGAGCUGUCCCCGUCCCUCUGGAAACGCCACAAUGGCUCCUACUUCCUCUGUUGUCCAAUCCGGGCCAGAGGGCUGUCUGGACAACCCCAAGUACUACAGCUACAUCGCCGUGCUGGCACUCAUGGCGACCACCAUGCUGGUACAGGUCAGCCACAUGGUCAAGGUCACACUCAUGCUCCUCAUCACCAUAGCGACGGGCAUCGUCAACAUCUACAGCUGGAGGGACAUAUUUGACCGCUACGAUAUGGCCCGCUUCCAGGACUACAGUGUGAUUAUUGUUGUUCUAGAAACAAUGUCUUAUCUGGUUCCCUCCAAAUAUGCCAUGACUAUCAUGAUCUUCGUCAUGAUGAUCAGCUUCUACUACUUUUCUCGACAUGUGGAGAAGCUAGCCCGUACUCUGUUCUUGUGGAAGAUUGAGGUCCACGAGCAGAAGGAGAAGGUGUAUGAGAUGAGGCGCUGGAACGAGGCGCUGGUCACGAACAUGCUGCCAGAGCACGUAGCACGUCACUUCCUAGGCUCCAAGAAAAGGGACGAGGAGCUGUACAGCCAGUCAUAUGAUGAGAUUGGUGUGAUGUUCGCCUCCAUCCCCAACUUCUCGGACUUCUACACAGAGGAGAGCAUCAACAAUGGGGGGAUUGAGUGCCUCAGGUUCCUCAACGAAAUCAUCUCCGAUUUUGACAGCCUUCUGGACGAGUCUCAGUUCCGCUGCAUCACCAAAAUCAAAACCAUUGGCAGCACCUACAUGGCAGCGUCAGGGGUCACUCCCGACGUCAGCAACGGCUACGCCUGUCUGAAGAAAGAGGAGCUGACCGACAGGGAGCGCUGGCAGCAUUUGGCAGAUCUGGCUGACUUUGCUCUGGCCAUGAAGGUCACGCUCAUGAACAUCAACUACCAGUCCUUCAACAACUUCAUGCUACGCAUAGGUUUGAAUAAAGGGGGGGUGCUGGCAGGAGUGAUUGGUGCCCGGAAGCCUCACUAUGACAUCUGGGGCAACACUGUGAAUGUGGCCAGUCGCAUGGAGUCCACAGGGGUCAUGGGUAACAUCCAGGUGGUGGAAGAUUGCUACCACAUCUUGAAGGAGUACGGAUUCCGUUUUGUGAGGAGGGGACCUAUCUUUGUGAAGGGGAAAGGAGAGCUGCUUACCUACUUUCUGAAGGGUAGAGAAAAACAGGGCUCCUUCAUCAACGGCUCCUCGGUCACCCUGCCACACCAAGUGGUGGACAACUCCUGACCUGCGUGUCAAUGCUCACAGAAACACACACGCAUAAUCAGAAACAUACAUUCUAAUGUAUAAGUGAGAUCUGAAUUCAUGCUUAUACCAACCACUCUUUCAGAAUUGCAAAGUAUGUAAGAGGAUAUGUACAUCUUGCAAAGAAAGAAGGUUUGUCCCGCCUCCCCCACCCUGCCUGUUCAAAUACAUUCUUUGGCAAACUACAAAGCUUUUCAAAAUAGUGCUCAGCUAUUUGCACUACAGACCUAUGAACACAUAUCACGCUACUGUAUAGUCACCCAUAUUUACACACAGGCUUAGACAAACACUCUUAUUCAGAAACACAGUCUGACAAACACACAGUCGUGUAUUCACUACAAUGCCAUCCUUACCACGCACUCAAGCCAGAUGCAUCAUGGCUGUUGGACUAAAUGCCUCAUUUUGAAUACUCUCCCCCUUUUACAAAAUACUUUUUAUAUUUGGGAAAAUAAUGGAUUUCAUUGUGUUUGUUACAGUAUCUCCAAACUGCUUGGAGAUGGAGAUGACCUGAGAUAAGAUGGUAGAGUGUUUGAAGGUUAAUGUGUGUGUGUGUGUGUGUGUGUGUGUGUGUGUGUGUG